Molecule: messenger RNA, 4654 nt
Organism: Ornithorhynchus anatinus (platypus)
Lineage: Eukaryota; Metazoa; Chordata; Mammalia; Monotremata; Ornithorhynchidae
Gene: ZFPM2
Product: zinc finger protein, FOG family member 2
Exons: 8
Coding region: 189-3644 (1151 amino acids)
Biological process (GO): positive regulation of transcription by RNA polymerase II; cell differentiation; heart development
Cellular component (GO): nucleus
Molecular function (GO): RNA polymerase II-specific DNA-binding transcription factor binding
Source: RefSeq, a predicted model, not a curated record
AUCCCCCCCCCUCCCUCCUGUCGCCAGUCCCUCGCUCCCUCUUGUCCUGAUGCCCAUGUCCCUCCAUCCCGUCCCCCUUUGAGUCUGGGGGCGUCUCUGGGCUCCCGACCCUCGCCUCGCUGCCCGGUCCCUCGACCACCUGGACCCGGGCUGGGCCGGAGAAGGGGUUCCCCCUCCUGCCCCCCAGCAUGUCCCGGAGGAAGCAGAGCAAACCCAGGCAGAUCAAACGGCCCCUUGAAGAUGCCAUUGAAGAUGAAGAGGAAGAGUAUCUGUCUGAGGAAAAUGACAUCACCUCAAAAGGAGACUUUCCAUUGGAGGAAAGCUUUUCCACAGAAUUUGGGCCUGAGAAUCUGAGCUGUGAAGAAGUGGAAUACUUUUGUAAUAAAGGUGAAGAAGAGGGGAUCCAUGAAGCAGCAGAAUUAGAUGGGGACACAUUGUCAGAAAAACCCGUGCAACUUGGUGUGGAAACAGAUGACUGGGAUGGUCCAGGAGAGUUGGAGGUGUUCCAGAAGGAUGGAGAACGGAAAAUUCAGAGUCGUCAGCAGCUUCCGGUUGGAACAACAUGGGGACCUUUUGCUGGGAAGAUGGACCUGAAUAAUAAUACUACGAAGACAAAGACUCCGGUCCCCAUGGUGCUGAGUGCUGGUCCCAAGUGGCUGCUGGAUGUGACUUGGCAAGGAGUGGAAGACAACAAAAACAACUGCAUUGUGUACAGCAAAGGGGGUCAACUUUGGUGCACAACGACCAAGGCCAUCUCUGAGGGUGAAGAGCUAAUUGCCUUUGUGGUGGAUUUUGACUCAAGGCUACAAGCUGCCAGUCAGAUGAGUCUCACAGAGGGGAUGUAUCCUGCUCGUCUGCUGGACUCGAUUCAACUGCUCCCUCAACAAGCUGCUAUGGCAUCUAUCUUGCCUACAGCUAUUGUAAAUAAAGACAUAUUCCCUUGCAAGUCCUGUGGUAUUUGGUAUAGAAGUGAGCGGAAUCUGCAAGCACACCUCAUGUAUUACUGCAGCGGGAGACAGCGAGAAGGGGCCCAACUGUCCGAAGAGAAUGAAGAUGGCGCACAUCAGAUAUCCAGUGUCUGCCCCUUCCCACAGUGCACCAAAAGCUUUUCUAAUGCAAGAGCUCUGGAAAUGCACCUCAAUUCCCACAGUGGAGUGAAAGUGGAAGAAUUUCUUCCGGCUGGCGCCAGUCUAAAGUGCACCAUUUGCAACUACACUGCGGACUCCGUGAUUAACUUCCAUCAACACCUGUUCUCCCAUCUCACUCAAGCUGCCUUCCGCUGCAGUCACUGCCAUUUUGGCUUCCAGACUCAGAGGGAACUCUUACAGCACCAAGAGCUUCAUGGAGCUGGCAGCAAAGUUCCCAGGGAGAGUGACCUGGAGCCCUCUCCCAGCGGCAACGAAGACAUGUUACAGCAUGCUCCAGACUUGGGGAACCGAAACGAACUGCCUCCGAGCCAGAAGGCCGCCCAGGCUAAAGAUGCGAAUUCAGACUCAGAGCUUGACAAGUGUGAAAAGAAGACCCCGCUUUUUCUCCCAAGCCAGAGGCCAGAAAUCCAGCCGACGGCAAACAAGCAGAGCUUCUCCUAUACUAAAAUCAAGUCUGAGCCCUCUAGUCCAAGGCUCGCUUCCUCUCCUGUUCAGCCCAGCGUCGGUCCUUCUUUUCCCAUGGGCCCGUUCCUCUCUCAGUUUACUUUUCCCCAGGAUAUCACAGUGGUUCCUCAGGCCUCAGAAAUCUUAGCCAAGAUGUCCGAACUGGUGCACCGGAGACUGAGGCAUGGGAGCAGUAGUUAUCCUCCUGUCAUUUACAGUCCCCUGGUGCCUAAGGGGGCCACCUGUUUUGAGUGUAACAUAACGUUCAACAAUUUGGACAACUACUUGGUCCACAAGAAACACUACUGCAGCAGCCGGUGGCAGCAAAUUACAAAGUCCCCCGAGUUCCCUGGGAUUUCUGAGAAGCUGCCCGAGGCAGGAAGCCCCAACAAUGGUCAGAGCUCGAUCAACCUCCUCAAUGCACCGCCGCACCUUUCUGACCCCGAGAACCAGCUUCUCCAGACACCCUGCAUCAAUUCCUCGACCGUCUUAGAUCUGAUCGGGCCCAACGGCAAGAGUCACGACAAGGACUUCCCCAGCCAGUCCAAGAAACUGUCUUCUUCAAACGGCAAUGAUGACAAGACGACCGGCAAGGCCGCCGAGGUGAAGAACACUGCUGGGGCUUUAGGAGAAGGAGAGAGCGAUCCGAACAAGACCACCUGCGAAGCCUGCAACAUCACCUUCAGUCGUCAUGAAACAUACAUGGUCCACAAGCAGUACUACUGCGCCACCCGCCACGACCCUCCCCUGAAGCGAUCGGCCUCCAGCAAAGUGCCUGCCAUGCAGCGAACGAUGCGCACACGCAAACGGAGAAAGAUGUAUGAGAUGUGCCUCCCAGAACAGGAGCAGAGACCCCAGCUGGUUCAACAACGUUUCCUUGAUGUCGCUCACCUCGGCAACCCUUGUACGUCCACUCAAGAGCCCACGGAAGGUCUUGGGGAAUGCUACCAUCCCCGGGGGGAGAUCUUCCCAGGAAUGGUCUCCAAGCACCUAGAGGCAUCGCUGUCUAUCAACAAAUGCAUGCCAGUCUCCAAAGGAGACAGCUCCCAGUCUACCAUUUCCUGCCUGGAGAUGGAUGCCCCGAUAGAUCUCAGCAAAAAGUGUCUGUCACAAUCCGAGCGGACAUCUGCGUCUCCCAAGAGGCUGCUAGACUACCAUGAGUGCACCGUCUGCAAGAUCAGCUUUAAUAAAGUGGAAAACUACCUGGCCCACAAGCAGAAUUUUUGCCCCGUCACAGCACAUCAGCGCAGUGACCUGAGUCAGCUCGACGGCAAAGGAUUCCCGAAUCCAGAGAGCGAACGAAACAGCCCUGAUGCCAGCUACGAGCGAAGCAUUAUCAAAUGUGAGAAAAAUGGGAACUUAAAGCAACCAUCUCCCAAUGGAAACGUAUUUUCCUCCCACUUAGCAACUCUCCAAGGACUUAAAGUCUUUAGUGAAGCCGCCCAACUCAUUGCUACAAAAGAAGAAAACAAACAUUUGUUCCUUCCUCAAUGCCUUUAUCCCGGAGCAAUAAAGAAAGCAAAAGGAGCAGACCAGCUUUCACCCUAUUACGGAAUAAAGCCGAGCGAUUACAUUUCUGGCUCUCUUGUCAUUCACAACACUGAUGUGGAUCAAAGCACAACGGCCGGAAGCGAAUCUCCAAAAGGCCAGAUCUCCUCCAAUGGGUGUGUUGUGCAGAAGAAAGAAUCUCUGCCGCUGUUGCCCAAAAAUAGAGGCAUGGUCAUAGUGAAUGGUGGACUGAAACAAGAAGAGAGGCCUGCAACAAACCCCCAACAGGAGAACAUUUCCCAGAAUCCUCAGCAUGAAGAUGGGCACAAGUCUCCCUCAUGGAUCUCUGAGAAUCCAUUAGCUGCCAAUGAAAAUGUCUCUCCAGGAAUUCCUUCCGCAGAGGAACAGUUGUCUAGUAUAGCAAAAGGUGUGAAUGGGUCUACACAGGCUCCCACCAGUGGGAAAUAUUGUCGCCUUUGUGACAUCCAGUUCAACAAUCUGUCAAACUUUAUAACUCACAAGAAGUUUUAUUGCUCAUCACAUGCAGCAGAACAUGUCAAAUGAAAAAAAAAAAAAGGUAAUCUUUGGUACCAAUGUUUAGUAUAUUGUUCCAUGCAGUCCAAGGAAAACUGUUUGAAUUACACCUUGGGCAGUCAGUAAGCAAUUCAUUAUUGCUGAGUUGAAGCCUGAAGGUGUAGUUUUGUGACAGUCCAUUAGUAAAGUGUAUUAUUGGUGCCAUUUUCAAAAAAAAAAAAAUUAAUUUAUUUUACCAGCAGUAUUCAUAGCUGUGGUUAUGUUAUUUUUUAUUUAAAAACUUUAUAUUAAAGUCAUUUGUAAUGUUAUUGUAUAGUUAUUGUGUAGCACAUAUGGUUUGCACUGUAUAGUAGAUUUUAAAGAAAAUAGUCACAAACAAUACAGAAAAGCAUUUUAGAACUAGCUUCAAAAGCACUUGUGUAUCCUGAUUAUUUUUUCUUAUAAGCUGUUGCAGAUAUACGUAUGUGCUAAAAUAUAACUUGCAAAGGUUUUUCAAAUACACCUACCGUAAAGUCCGCCUUAAGCUUUCAAUUGUUGGAUGAUCAGGCUCUGUUUGCACUUUAUAUUUUAGCAGAUACAGUUCCUUAGUCAUUAGGCUUUGCAUUUGUAUGUAGCGGGUAUGUUCCUGUCCACUUUCUUAAUCUUAAACAUGUAUGUUAAAUGAAGAUGGCAAUUUUUUUCUUGUAUAGUACUUGUAUUUUCUUUCGCUGAUGCAUCUGUCUCAGUUUUUAAAACCUUUGCUGUUAAAUGCAAUACUUUAUAAAGAAUGAACGAAAUUACUGGAAGCAGUAUUGUAAUAAGUAAUGUGGUCUUAUCAAUCUGUUUUAUCUUUUGAAAGGCACAGUCUAAACCUAAACCUUAAACUCAAUGCUGCAAGUAUGAAUUUAAUUCAUAUAGAAGAUCUAUUUAAAUAGAAGAGUAGCAAUACUGCACCUGGUGAUCACAAUGAUAAUGUUCUACUUCUGAUAGAAAUGAUUUCUCAACAAAUGUUGUUACUAUGCAUGUAUAUGGAUGGAAUAAAAUUCCAGAUCGUUGGAGAA